CCUCCGCCUCCUCCUCCUCCUGCCGCUCCGGGCCCGGCUCCGCUCGCCAUGGGAGAUGUGGUCUCCACGCACCUGGACGAGGGUCGCCGCCAGCACAUCGCGGAGAGGACGGGGAAGGUUCUGGGGGAGUUCUGCCGCUGCUACCGGGACCAGCUCGGGGUCGCGCUCUUCAACAGCGUCCGCUAUGAGAUCGAGGGCACGGGGGGACCCCAGGCACAGCUCCUGCACCGCAAGGUCCCUCUGGAGGACCAUGUCAUCUACUCAGGAAACCUCUUCCAGUACAUUGAGGAGAACAAGAAGUGGAGGAACCGCUUCUGUGUGGUGCCACACAACUAUGGCUUGGUCCUCUAUGAGAACAAACUGGCCUAUGAGAGGGACCUGGCACCCCGUGUGCUGAUCAACAGUGCUGGCUACAAGGUCCUCACCUCCGUGGAGCAGUACCUGGAGCUGGUGAACAGCAGCCUCCCUGGUGUGACACCCAAGUCGGGACAAUCCCCCAUCCUGAAGUGCCCCACGGAUUUCCCCCUCAUCCUCUGGCACCCCUAUGCCCGGCACUAUUACUUCUGUGUGAUGACAGGGAAGGAGCAGGAGAAGUGGAGGGCAGUGUUCCAGGACUGCGUGCGGCACUGCAACAACGGGAUCUCUGAGGACUCCAAAGUGGAGGCUCCAGCCUUCACGGAUGCCAUCCGCAUGUACCGCCAGUCCAAGGAGCAGUAUGGCACCUGGGACAUGCUGUGUGGCACCGAAACACAGGUCCUGAGCAACCUGGUGAUGGAGGAGCUGCUCCCCGAGCUGCGCAGCAACAUCGGCCCCCGGCUGAAGGGCAAAGCUCAGGAGCGACAGAGGACCUGGAUCCAGAUCUCAGAUGCUGUCUACAGGAUGGUCUAUGAGCAGACCAAGGCCCAGUAUGAUGCAGCAAUGGCCAAGUGUGAGGAGGAGAGGGCCCAGAUGGAGAGCACCAUCCGCACAGACAUGGACCAGAUCAUCACCUCCAAGGAGCACUUGGCCAGCAAGAUCCGAGCCUUUGUCCUUCCAAAAGCAGAGAUCUGUGUCCGUAACCAUGUCCAGCCCUACAUCCCCUCCAUCCUGGAGGCCCUGAUGACCCCCACAAGCCAGGGCUUUGCUGAGGUGCGGGAGGUGUUCUUCAAGGAGGUGACAGACAUGAACAUGAACGUCAUCAAUGAAGGUGGCCUGGAGAAGCUGUCAGAGUACAUGGAGAAGCUGUCCCACCUGGCCUUCCACCCCGUCAAGAUGCAGUCAUGCUAUGAAAAGAUGGAUCACCUGAAACUGGAGGGGCUUCAGCAGCGUUUUGAUGUCUCCAGCACAUCUGUCUUCAAGCAGAGGGCCCAGAUCCACAUGAGACAGCAAAUGGAUGAUGCUGUGUACACCUUUGAGACACUGCUGCACCAGGAGCUGGGCAAGCUGCAGGGCAAGGAGGAUUUGUGCAAAUCCAUCCAGCGCAUCCUCGAGAGGGUGCUCAAGAAAUACGACUAUGACAGCAGCACUGUGAGGAAGAAGUUCUUCAGAGAGGCCCUGCUGCAGAUCACCAUCCCCUUCCUGCUGAAGAAGCUGGCACCAACCUGCAAGGGGGAAUUAGCCAAGUUCCAGGAGCUGAUCUUUGAGGACUUUGCCAACUUCAUCCUGGUGGAGAACACGUAUGAGGAGGUUGUGCUGCAGUCAGUGAUGAAAGACAUCAUGCAGGCUGUGAAGGAGGCAGCGGUGCAGAGGAAGCACAACCUGUACCGGGACAGCAUGGUGCUGCACAACAGCGAUCCCAACCUCCACCUCCUGGGUGAGGGCAUCCCCAUCGACUGGGGCGAGGAGCAGAGCGGGGGGGCCCAGCCACAGCCACAGCCACAGCCCCCCCCCGACAAGCGCCGUCGGGCUAAGCAAGUGGUGUCGGUCAUCCAAGAUGAGGAGGGCGUCCUGCCCUAUGGGGGGGGUGGGCAGCGAGGGUGCUGCAGCCCCCGGCAGCCGGAGGAGGAGGAGGAGGAGCCCGGAGCACCACCCAGUUCCCCCGAUGGGGUGGAGGUGAUCCGGGAGGCACUGGCGAUGGAGAGCCUGGGGGAUGGUGCCGAGCAGCGGCUGAGCAACGGGACAGACGGGACGGACGGCAGGAAGGAGAGCGGGGACAUCCAGGAGGUGGCGGUGGCACCAGGGGGUGGCUCAGCUGAUGUGUCCCCCCCCCGAGGUGAGGGGACCGCACCAGCAUCGCUUGAGCCUGGAGCUGAAGUCCCAUCAGGGGCUGGGGGGCAAAGUCUUCCAUCAACAUCUCCUGUCCCUGGAGCCCAAAGGCCACCAGCGGCUGAAAAACAACGUCCUGCACCAGCACCCCCUGUCCCUGGAGCUCAGCACCCAUCAGGGGUUGAAGAACAAAGUCCUGCACCAGCAUCUCCUGUCCCUGGAGCUCAGCAGCCAUCAGGGGCUGGGGGACAACAUCCUGCACCAGCAUCUUCUGUCCCUGGAGCCCAAAGGCCACCAGGGGCUGAAAAACAACGUCCUGCACCAGCACCCCCUGUCCCUGGAGCACAGAGCCCAUCAGGGGUUGAAGAACAAAGUCCUGCACCAGCACCUUCUGUCCCUGGAGCUCAGGUCCUGCAACAGCCUGCACCAGCACCCUCAGUGCCACCAUCCCCCAUGCCACCAGCGCCCUCAGUGCCACCAUCCCCCCUGCCCAGAGCCUUUGUCCCAUCAGGGACCAGCGUGCAGCACCCCAUACCAACACCACCCACACCCGGAGCCAAUGCCCCCCCCGAGGCCAAGGUGCCCCACGCCACCCCAGCGUCACCUGCACCCGAUGUCCCCUCACCAUCCCCUGGGACCAGCUGCCUCCAGCCCAGUGACAAGGAGACGGGUGAGGAGGUGGCCCCCCCCGACAUGACAGAGAGCAGUGAGGGGGUGCAGACUGAGUUCUAGUCCCGGGCCCCCCAUUGCCAUGGACUGGCCCCCCUGUUGGGGUCGGGGGAAGAGGAUGGAGAGGGAGGGGAUGGGGAACACCCAGACCUGGCCGGGGAGGUCCCCGCUGCUGUGUGGGGCUGCCCACAGCCACCGAGUGGUCCUAUUGGGUCAGUGUGGGGGAGGCCCCCAGCCCAGGGCACCCCCCCAGCCCAGGGCAGCCCCUGCACUCUGUUCUGUCCUUCUUCUGCCUUAUUUUCUUCUUUUCUACUGAAGAGAUGCUUUAGCUGGCCCCCCCACUUCCCCACCCAGCACAAAUGUCAGGGGCUGUCCUGGGGGGGUCACCCCCUGCCCCAAUCCUGGGGGGGUCUCCUGGGAACCUGCCCAGCACCAGCACCACCCAGGGGUGCUGGGAGCAGCUGGGGGGAGGAUGGAAAAUGUGAUGGGGGGCAGGGGCACGGUGACACUGGGUGGCUUCGGGUGCUGCCGGGGGGGAGGGAGAGCUGGGGCAGGCUGGGGCCAUGGCACCAGAGGGGGGCUCACAGCAGCCAGGGGGGGCUCACAGCACCAAUUGCCCACCCCCAGCCACCCUCACCCUGGGGUCUUCUAGCAGGGAUUUGAGAAUGAAAACUUAGCAGGGAAGGUGGCACUGCCACCAUGUCCCAGCUUUGCCUGUCCAGCACAGGGUUCUCAGCUCAUGACCCCCUGGAGCUCCCCAGCACCCUGCCUGGAUGGUUCCUAUGGUUCUGGGGCUUGGCAGGAUUUUGGCUCCAGGGUUACCUGGUGCCCUAGCAGCAGUUUGGGGCAGCCCUGCCUACCCUGGGGAGGGGGCUGUGCCAGGCCCCCCACCCUGCAGAGAUGGGCUGGCAGCACCCAGGGGUGCAGCAGAGCAGAGCCCAGCACCCCCACCCUCGCCUCUACUUUAGGUGCCACUGUUUCUGCCUCUAAAGGGGGGUGCCCAGCCUAACCCACUUGGGGAGAAUCUCUCUCCCUCCCCUCCCCCCCAGAGUGCCUUGCUUUGGGAUCUUAAAAACCUGUCUCUUCCAGGAUAUUUUAUUAUA
Molecule: messenger RNA, 3956 nt
Organism: Calypte anna (Anna's hummingbird)
Lineage: Eukaryota; Metazoa; Chordata; Aves; Apodiformes; Trochilidae
Product: protein Niban 2-like
Source: RefSeq, a predicted model, not a curated record